AUGGUUGGCCCACACGAGGCACACUCAUGGUUCUCAUAUCUUCUACUCGUCCCUAUACGUUUUACAGGACUGGCAGAGGACAAACCCAACUGUAUCCUGGAGCCGCUCACCCUGCCAGAGAGGCAAGAAUCUCCCAGCAUUCCCUCUGACUCUGCGGCCGGUGCAGCCGACAGUGUUGCUGAGUCAGACAGACUGGUCUGCCUGUUGUGUGAGCAGACGUUUGAAGACUCCGCCGGGGACAGGGACAUGUUCCUGGCACACUUACUGGUGGAACAUAAGGUCGUGAUUGCAGAUGUGAAGCUCAUAGCUGACCUGAAAAGAUAUGCCAAACACUGGAAGGAGAGAUUUCAGGACCAGCCCCUGACAGAGUUCUGCAGUGUGAUCAGAACCAACACCCACCCGACAGACAAGGCACCAAGUGAGGACUUCUACCUGCUGUGUGACGUUCUACCAGAGGACAAGCAGUUACGGGAGGAGCUGCAAAGGGGCAGGCUGGAGGAGAUUUUGACCCAACAGCACAAAGAAAGGACUGAUGCUCACUUCUCCAGGGCCUGUCUUUUCUGUAAGAUGCACUUCCAAGGCAAUAGGUGUGAACUUUUCAACCACAUGACGUUUGACCAUGGGUUUAACGUUGGACAGCCUGAUAACUUAGUUUAUGCCAAUGAAUUCCUGGAUAUACUACAAGAAAAGCUGGAAGGACUACAGUGUCUUUAUUGUGAAAAGACAUUUAAGGACAGGCCAACGUUAAAGGACCACAUGAGGAAGAAACUCCACAAGAAGAUCAACCCCAAGAACACAGCAUACGACAAGUUCUAUGUCAUUAACUACCUGGAGUUGGGGAAGAACUGGGAGUCCAUCCAGGCAGAGGAUGACACUGAGGUGGUCACUGAAGACACAGACAAGGAGGAAGAGUGGGGAGACUGGGAGGAGGAGGGUGCCCAGGCCGUGUGUCUGUUCUGUGAUGUCUCUGCAGAGUCCAUAGACAAGCUAACACAACACAUGAUGGAUGCCCAUUCCUUUGACUUCUCCAAAGUAAAAGAGUCUCUAGAGUUGACGUUUUACCAGCAGAUAAAGCUGGUGAACUACAUCCGGCGCCAGGUGCACCAGUGUAUCUGUGUGGUCUGUCAGGAGAGGUUCUCCUCCAGGGCGGCCAUGUUAGAUCACAUGACCUCCCAAGGUCACACAGGUCUUCCUGAGAAGUCGGUGUGGGACCAGCCACAGUAUUUUUUCCCCACGUAUGAGAACGACACCCUUCUGUGUAACCUAGAGGACAAGGAUGCUGACAGUGGUUGCCAGGGUGAUGGGAUUGUUGUUGCAGAGGAGCUACCCGUGCCUGAGCAAGGAAGUGUGCUGAGAGACAUUUUGCGAUCCUAGUUUUGAAGGAUCAACAAAGGAAGAAUCAAGACUUCUUGUACUAGACACUGGACUUUGCAUGACGUAACUUUAACAAUAGAUAGGUAAUAUUUGCAAAGAAAUUCAUAAUGUUGACCUUAAACAUGGUCUGGCCCAACAAACUACUAUUCUAACUGAAACACAUUCAUAUACUAGUAUAUGGUGACCAGCCCCCCCAGCUCUGUCCUGCCACUUGCUACGUAAUGUAAUCCAACACCACUGGCUGUCUGCUACAGCACCAGUUACCAUGGUGACAGACUUCUGGUCCAGGUCAUUGACCUUAUGUAUUUUGAGGAGAAACUGAGCAAAAAAAAAAAUAAAUGUUUUCCUUCUGCAAAUUUAAACGUAAUUACAAAGCACCAUUGAUUGCAGCAGUUGUUUGUGUUCGAUCCUUCUAGCACUAAUGUUGCUUUUAGUACAGCAAAGAAAAGGCUUGCACUUACUGACACAAGAUGGGAAGAAAGAGUAAAAACAUGAGCUGCUAUUUUUCAGUAACCUUUUUAUUCAAUGUAGCAGACAUUGCCUAUCAGCAACAAAGAUAAAUAACUCAUUAAUAGAAAAUACCUACCUAAAAUAUGGCAAACAUUAUUUAUAUCAUAAACAGGUUCAAGCAAAUUUCUUAACACUGUACCAACCUAAAUGACCUGGCUUACAACUGACACAUUACUUGUGUGCUCAACAGUUUUGGAAUGUUAUGAGUUAUACAGUAAGUUUCUGAACAAACAAACAAUGUCACAAACUAUCAGUACAUACUGGCUGUAUUUCCACAUGUAUUCUGAUUCAAGUUUCUGGAAGUUAGAUUUUACCCCAACAAGAUUAUUCCCUACAAGUUCCCUCAACUUGAGAAGAAAGACCCCUUGCUCAGAUGCUAUCGUGCAAUUGAUGUUUUGUAAAAGAUUUAGAUAGUUUAAUAAAAAGUUUACAGACACCAUUACAUGCAUCAAGGAGGUACAUUGUACUGUAUUCAAAGGAAUGAGGUAGUAUUCAACUUUGCAAGGUACUGUUUUUGGAAAACCUUGGUUGUCCCACUGACAAUAAAAUACUGUAAAUUACAAUUU
Molecule: messenger RNA, 2450 nt
Organism: Branchiostoma belcheri (Belcher's lancelet)
Lineage: Eukaryota; Metazoa; Chordata; Leptocardii; Amphioxiformes; Branchiostomatidae
Product: zinc finger protein 277-like
Exons: 12
Coding region: 1-1374 (457 amino acids)
Source: RefSeq, a predicted model, not a curated record